CCGUGGCGCAGCGGAUGCGGGCUGGGGUCGUGGCCGGGAGUGCCGGGCAGGUGGAUCCUGAACCUGUUUUAUUCUAUGCAUGGCUCCAACCGAACAAGAUAAUAGGAGGUAGGUAGGUAGGUGUUCAGAUGUUCAGAAGGAUAGGCGGAAAGAUAGAUGGUCUAUGGAUAGAUUGACCCAUCCCUGCACAUCUGAAGUACAGCCAUCAAAGUGCUGUCCACAAUCCUCCCCUAUUUGGCUUUAUCCUGGCUUGUUUGUAACAAGCCCUGGGAACCUGGAAAUAAGAAUCUGCUUUCAGGCAGUCAUUUGAUUUCCUCAAUAAAGCUGCAUUCGAUUACUCGGGCUGUUUAUUAGCUCUAAAUCAGAUGUGUUUCUGUACAGCGAAAAGCAAUCAUUUUUCCAAUUGGCCUUGCUCAUACACACAAAAGGAUGCAGCAAGAGCCUGCAGAUAAUAUAACAAGGUUCUUACUUGUGGAAAUUUUUGAUAAACAUCAAUGUCAAGAUUUCAGUAUUCACAAAAAUAACAGAAAUGUAAUUUUUUUAGGUCAUGCUUUUGCAAGUCACAAGUUUAAAUAUCAGCCAACUGCUGCUAUUAACAAGAAUAUUCCCUGAUAAUUUUCAUAUUUUUUCAAGAUGAGUCAUAAUAAGCUAUUUCCCAAGCUUUCCAUUCAAUCUCCUGUCCAUCAUACCAACUUAAGUAUCCAGUCUUCAGAUCCACCUUUUAAGAGAGACCUAAAUCGGAUUUCAAAAGACUCCUUAGAAUCAGAUUCAGAAAACCUCAUGCAAGAGAUUAAAUCCCAGUCUGAAGUUGAGGGCCAAGACCAGGACAAAGAUAUGGAGCCUGACAGCUUAGAGGAAGACACCCCUGGCCAGGAAAGCCUGAGCGAGACAGAAGAGGAGGCCAGCAGGAGAGCAGCUCAAACGGCCCAAGAGAAAGACCUCCACCUUGGGGACAGUGGCAUGAACCGCAGUCAGCAGCCGACAAACGACAAAUACUCAGACCUGCGCUACGAUCCAAACUGGAAGAAGAAGCGAGAGGAGGUGCAGUUGUUGGCAGGGGAGGCGGCGCCCAGGUCUGCAGGCAGCUCUUCCGAAAACCUGCCCUCCGCUCCCCUCUACCCCUCCAAAGAGCCGUCCGUGGAACUCUCCGGCGGAACCAACCAGGAGAAAAGGAGCUCUCAGAGCGCAGUCUCCCUACUGGGAAGUGAGUUUUUAAGCCCAAACUAUGAGCACAGAGACCACCGCAAUGAGUCGUCGUUAGAGCUGAGUGACAGCGAGCGGGAAGAGUCCAGCAACCUCUCUCAGAACCCCAAGAGUUCAAGUUCACAUAAUGAGGUUUUCCUGCCAGGGUCACGUGGCCGUAGGAGAAAGAAGCCCAAACAAUACUUUGUGGAAAAGAACAAGCUGACUUUGGGAUUACCCAUUCCUAAAACAGACUCCUAUCUUCAACUUCACAAUAAAAAAAUGGGAGAGACUCACCUAGGGCAGGUCUCCUACCCCAUCAGAGUGGCCAGCAAGAUGACUAUUGAGAACGCCAAGGAGAUUGAAAACACUGCCAUCGAUCCAGAGGACAAAUGGCAUCAAAGAGCCAGGCAGCUAAAGGAUCUCCAGGAACACUGGUCUCAACAGCCCAACAACGUGCCCAGAGGCCAGUCCUCUGAACCCACCCAAGGCCCGCAGCCAUGGCCAAGGCCAGCCAGACCCAAGGCUCGCAAACAGCACAAACGCCAGGGCGUCCUGCCUUCUUUCAGCAAAGAGGAGCUCAUGGUCAGUCACGGAAGGCAGAGCACUCCUCAGCAGCAACAAAACCCAACUCAGCCUUUUGAGAUCUCAGCAAAGCAUGAGUCCACCGCGCUUCUGAAUUCCUCCAACAGCGAUGUACCAGACACGAGGACCCUUAGGGGCCAGCACCCCACACUCCUUUCCAACAUCUUUGUUCCACCGAGUCAGGCUUUUGACAAGGUGUUCCAUAAAAACUCUAAUGGCUAUCACUCCAUGCUGAACCUUAAUAAAGAAAGAAGGCGCAGACAUGAAGAAAAGAAAAGCUUUUCCUAUCAGCAGCUACCCAUCUCUACUCUUGGUGCCAUGGAUCUGAACAACCUUAAUGAACUCUCUAAGAGACAUGGGCUCCUCAGCCAGAAAGGGCCUCUGUCUCUUCAUGACUUGGAUGUUCACAGGUCGACAAAGCAUAAGAAACCAGCCACACAGCCUUCCCCAGAGACGAAAUACAAGAACUUAGAAAUGUUAUGGAAAUUCCACUCUUCCUCGGAGAGAGAGCCCGGCAGCGCCUCCCCAGACUCGCGGCUCGCCCACGUCAUGGAGCAGCACCAGCAGGCCCUGGAGCAGCUGGCCGAGGUGCAGCCCAGCCCGGGGCCCCCGCCCGGCCUGCUCGCCUUCCCGCCCAUCCUGCCCCGCGGGGAGAGCGAGUGCCAGCUCUGCCCCGCGCGAAGCCACAGGCCCCCGAGGAGACUCAACCGGAGCAGCUCGGAGGGCUACCUGUCUCAGCUGGAGAAGGGGGCGAGGCCCAGGAAAAGGAGCGGCACGAAGAGUUCUAAGCUGAAGGGCUAUCAGAAAAGGGACGUGAAACUUGGAGGCCUGGGACCUGACUUUGAGUCCAUCAGAGACAAAAUGCAAAAGUUGAUGCAGCAGAAGGAAUAUGCGAAACAAGUCAAGGAGUACAACAUGAAGACGCUCCCCGCUCCCUCCAAACCGCAGACGGCCAAAGCGGAGAACAAGUCCGCUCUCCCUCGGCACAAGGCUCUGGAAUACGCGAAGACCAUCCCCAAACCCAAACCAUCGAAUCUCACAGAUCAGGGAAGCAAGAAAAAGACAAAAGCGAACCAUGUUGCGAGGGAAGAAGGUUUACCGGAGAUCUCGCUGCUGGAGAUACUGCAGACCAGACAUGAGAGAGAAAAGCAGGCCGUGGCUGCCUUCAAAGUCCUCCACAUUGUCUAGACAACACUUGGUGGGGACCCAAAGCAUUCGGGGAACUGAUGGAGGAAACCGCCAG
This is a messenger RNA of Perognathus longimembris pacificus (Pacific pocket mouse), 3010 nucleotides long. RefSeq names its product junctional cadherin complex regulator (gene Jhy). Gene Ontology annotation, biological process: brain development; axoneme assembly. The record is from RefSeq and is a predicted model, not a curated record. The transcript has 9 exons. Bases 634 to 2955 code for a protein of 773 amino acids. NCBI's taxonomy places the organism in Eukaryota, Metazoa, Chordata, Mammalia, Rodentia, Heteromyidae.